UCCCUCUUUUUUUCACCAACUGUUUCUGUGUUAUGCGCUUUCUGUGUAGGGGUUUCAACGAUUUUGUCUGUUUCUGCUCUUGUUCUGUUCCUGGGUAUGCCGAAAAUUCUGUUUGGAAUCAUGGGUGUUAAGUGAUUUGUGUCGGGCUUCUUCUAAUCGAGUGCCCAUAACUUCGAGUUGUGAAGCUGUGUUGCAUUAUGAGCUCGAGAUCUUGCUCGGGCCCUGCUUGGUAACUUGUGUUCUGCAGCUAGAUUACCCCCAAUCCAUAGCUCCUUGCCUGAGAAGAUGGUGGCUGAAUCAUGGUUCCGUAAUCUGUGGAGACUCCCGAAAAAGCAUGAAGGCAGUUCGGAUAAGGCGGUGAUUGGAAUGUUGGCUUUCGAGGUUGCAAGCUUGAUGUCGAAACUGGUUCAUCUAUGGCAGUCUCUAAGCGAAAAGAAUAUCGCAAGGCUUAGAGAGGAGAUUACCAAUUCCGUGGGGAUAAAGAAGCUUGUCUCCGAAGACGAUAAUUUCAUAGUAAGUUUAGUAUGUGCGGAGUUGAUGGAGAAUAUGGAGAAUGUGGCGAGAGCUGUGGCAAGGCUCGCGAGGAAAUGCGAGCACCCGAGUCUGAAGAGCUUUGAGAAUUGCUUCAGUGACAUGAUCAAGAAAGGUGCUGACCCAUAUGGAUGGCAGUUUGGGUGGAAGAAAAUGGACAGGAAGGUGAAGAAACUUGAACAUUUUAUCUCGGUUAAUGCAAGUCUGUACCAGGAGACGGAAAUUCUGGCGGAUCUUGAACAAACUUAUAAGAGAAUGAUGUGUAGUGAGGCUGCAUCCGAGAAUUUACUGGAGUACCAGAAAAAAGUCUCUUGGAAACGACAGGAAGUGAAGAAUUUGCGGGAGGUGUCUCUAUGGAACCGGACUUAUGAUUACACUGUGCUUCUCUUGGCUAGAUCGAGUUUCACGAUAUUUAGUAGGAUUAAACAUGUUUUUGGCAUUCAUUACGCAACAGAGGCAAGCGAGUUAAGCUCGGUGGAUUCUGAUUUCAUUGGUCGUAGUCAUUCGGUUUCUACACUUUCUCAAGCUUUGCCACAUCAAUCCGAGACCAGCAGUCUUCCCAGAUUUGCUUCUGGUCCCCUUGGGAGAUAUACAACUCCAACAUCUGGUCCACUUACUGCAAGAUCCACAAAGAUGAGCGAUUUUCUUUCGGGUCCUCUGAGCACCUCUCCUCCUAAAUCAGGUCCCCUUGCUCCAGAAAAGAACAAACGUUUCAAGUUCUACUCGGGUCCACUCGGAAAGCUCACUGCAAAAUCCGGCCCGAUCCUCGGUAUGGGAAAAAACGGCAAGAAAAUGGGGCAGACCCCUGAAAUGUCGCCCAUCUCUUCGGGGAAAAAACACCACUCAAGAACCAACCGGUUGACUCAAGUGGGACCGUUUAAAGGCUGCAUGGUUUCUCAAGACGGGAUUACUCCUCUCAGCAUUCGGAUCCAGAAUGGGGCUAGAAAUAGUAGUGCAGAACGACGUCAUCACCAUCUCCCCGAAGGAAACUCUGAUUUUGCUCACAUGGAUAACUCGGCAUUUCAGUCACGACCAAAGCUGUUAGAUGCUCCUCCCGAUACCCUGGGUGCUGCCUGCCUGGCAUUACACUACGCAAACGUCAUUAUCGUGAUAGAGAGAUUUGUGGCAUCACCUCACUUGAUAGGUGAUGAUGCAAGAGAUGACCUUUACAACAUGUUACCGGCAAGCUUGCGAGCUUCUCUGAGGGAAAAGCUAAAGCCAUACUCAAAGAGCUUGACCUCUUUGACGGUUUACGAUCCCAUGCUAGCGAAAGAAUGGACAGAUGCAAUGUUGGGAAUCCUGGAAUGGCUCGCGCCAUUGGCCCACAGUAUGAUAAAGUGGCAAUCCGAGAGGAGUUACGAGCAUCAGAGCUUGGUGUCCAGGACAAACAUAGUUUUGGUGCAGACCCUUUACUUUGCAAACCAGCAGAAGACAGAAGCCACCAUUACCGAGCUUCUUGUCGGCCUGAACUAUGUCUGGAGAUACGGUCGGGAGCUUAAUGCCAAGGUUCUGCAAGAGUGUACCAGCAGUAGAACCAUUGGGAAAUGUCUGGAAACUGAAAGCAAGUGAAUCCUCUCCAUCUCCAUGGAUAUAUACCUCGAGAAACUGGCGAUGAACCAUCGGGGACCAAACCUCAGGACAUUGCUUCGGACCAGCCCUCACAAGCCGGAGGAUGGAAAGUAGUUUAAGUACUUCUGGUAAGGAUACAUUAUCCGACAUGGAUGAGAGGUAUAAGCAAGCUAUUCCAUCUUUUUCCUUUGUCUGUCAUGGUCUUGGAUUGGAAAUUCUGACGCUUCCUAGGAUCAAGAUGAUGAGUCAGUGUAUAUUCUCUAUGAAUUUUUGUGGCGAAGUAUACUGCUUAUAUACAUAAAAUCAUCAUUUGGGUUGAGUUUGAUUCUGUGAAUGCCUUGUGGCUACAGAGAAGAAUCGGAGGAAAUGCCGAUUUGGAUUUGUUUUGGCCUUUUGUACCCCAAACUUCAACAAUGUCUGAUGCUUGGUGAAAGUUCUCCGAUUUUGGACU
This is a messenger RNA of Tarenaya hassleriana, 2551 nucleotides long. RefSeq lists its product as uncharacterized. Lineage: Eukaryota; Viridiplantae; Streptophyta; Magnoliopsida; Brassicales; Cleomaceae. The transcript has 2 exons. The record is from RefSeq and is a predicted model, not a curated record. Gene Ontology annotation, biological process: positive regulation of growth. Bases 286 to 2100 code for a protein of 604 amino acids.